AUGGGAGUCGCAUGGGAUCGCUUAAUUCGCUUCGUGGCCACGGACGGUCGCACCCUCAGGGGCCAGCCCAUCCUGCCAGAGCCUGAUUUUGACCUUGGCAACGUGACCGAGGAGACCAAGCUCCAGGCCAAGGUCAUCGUCGGGGAUGACAUCUACGACGAGGCGGGCAAGACAAAGGUCUCGGACGAGGUGGUUACUGUGGCCAGGCUGCUGGGUCCCCUUGCACAGGACGACGUCGACAUCCUGCGAUGCGUGGGCUU
Pyricularia pennisetigena is the source of this 260-nucleotide messenger RNA. RefSeq lists its product as uncharacterized. NCBI's taxonomy places the organism in Eukaryota, Fungi, Ascomycota, Sordariomycetes, Magnaporthales, Pyriculariaceae. The record is from RefSeq and is a predicted model, not a curated record. The annotation marks the transcript as partial. The transcript has a single exon.